This is a messenger RNA of Phalacrocorax carbo (great cormorant), 2286 nucleotides long. The record is from RefSeq and is a predicted model, not a curated record. NCBI's taxonomy places the organism in Eukaryota, Metazoa, Chordata, Aves, Suliformes, Phalacrocoracidae.
AGGAGGAGGAGGAGGAGGAGGAGGAGCGGGAGCAGGAGGGGGAGGAAGGCGGGCGCCCACCGAGCGGCACCGGCCCGGCCCGGUCAGCAGAGUCAGUAAUGAUGAAUGGCUCCGACCUCGCCAGUACAACGGCGUCCAGUCCCAAAUCCAAAGAGGAGCAAGUAGUGAACGGUCACGAUGAAAAGGAAAACAACCCCUUUGCAGAGUACAUGUGGAUGGAGAAUGAAGAAGACUUCAACAGGCAGGUGGAGGAGGAGCUGCAGGAGCAGGAGUUUCUCGACCGCUGCUUCCAGGAGAUGCUGGAGGAAGAAGACCAGGACUGGUUCAUUCCAUCGCGCGACCUGCCCCAGGGCAUGGGGCAGCUGCAGCAGCAGCUGAACGGGCUCUCCGUUGGCGACGGCCACAGUUCGGAGGACAUUCUGAGCAAAAGCAACUUGAAUCCAGACGCCAAGGAGUUUGUGCCCGGCGUGAAAUACUGACCGUCAAGGCAGGCUUUGGAAAGACUGUGUCCCUGCUCUGGGGGAAGGUGGUGGGGGGGAAGGAGGGAGGGGAUCGGCCCCCGGCUGGACUCCGUACUGUAGCGGAGUUGCUGCAACGUGGCGAAAUCUUGCUCUACGCUUCAAGUACUUUUUUCUUCCUUUUUUUUUUUUUUUUUUUUUUUUUUUAACCUCUUUGUUUCGUCUAUCACCUUUUUUGGGCAGUUUUUGGCUUUUUAGAACUUGCAGCCCUUAGGUCUGCCCUGGAGUCCAGCACUCCCCUUGCUCCAGAGGCCCACUUCAACGCGUGCUUCAAACCUGCUAGUGGAAAAAGUCAUGUUUUCUUGUUUAAGUAGAAUUUGUAGGGAUCCCCCUGCCCGCCUGCUCUCUCCCCAGAGGCGGCGAGCCCGGGCCAGGAGCCGCGCUGGCUUUCUCUGUUUCCGUUAAGAGGAUUCCUUUCGCUAAAGGAAAAGUGAAGUGUAACAAGACUGUAAACCCCAAAUUCCUCCAAGCAGCAGCCUGCCCGGCUCUCUGGUAGGUACUAAACACUAACUCAUACACUUCUUUGCUGGUCGCUCAGUCCUGCCCGCUUGAUCGGUUGUGGGAGCUCUUAGGGGAGACCAGACCCGUCAGACACCACCCCAGCUGUCCUUCCCGAGGGAAGGGCUGCUCCUGCAAAACACAUCUUCUCCUUAAAGAAUCCCAUCCCCCCCCCCCGCCAGCUCAUGAGCUCAUCCAGCACUAUGGGCCACGGCUCUGAAGCAUCUGUACCUUCAUUUCUCAUGGAAAUAAAUCCCAGAAAACCAGAUUAGAGCCCGUUCUCAGCAGAGCGGGGCGGUGGGGAGUUGGUGUUAAGCAGCCUCCCCGGGAGAAGGAUCCUCUUUCGAGAUGAGUCUGAGCUCUGAGGAGCACCCACAGACGUAGACAGAGAAGGCGAUGGGCAGCGUCUUCGCGCCGGUCCCUGCGGUGGCCUUUGAGGCUCUGGUGGUUGGAAAUCCGCACCCAGAGGAAGCGGGGGCUUCUCGGUGAGGGGCGUAGCCUAACGAUUAAAAUAGCUACUGGCUGUUAGGGGUGAGUUCUUGCUCAUCCGUGUAAAUCUCACCUCCCGGGUGCAGUUACUUCCACUAUUCCCUUGACUUAAACAGAGUAGUUAAUGGAGGGGGAUUACAGCUCCCUGCGGGGCUUGCGGAGGUGGAAGCUAAUGGCCGCUCGGUAGCCGAGGGCUCGCUCCGUCUCCAUUAGCUCGGCCCAGCAGAGCCGGUGCCCGUUGGCGAGCGCGGCGGGAGGGCCCGGGGUUAUUGGACCACAAACGCUAACGGCGAGCGGAGGCUUGAGCUGAUGUAGCUCAGCUGCUCUGCGUACAGUCCGCUCCCCAACUCGACACAUCUCCCGCCUCUGGCUGCCGGUCUUAAAACCAGCACCAAACCCCGACACUACCGCGGCGGGAGCUGGCUGUUGAAGGUGCCCAUCUUAAAUAUCGCUGCCCAGAGGUGGUGGUUUGGGUUGAGUUCUCCCGUUUCCCGGUACAACCCCUGCCUCCAGCGCCUGCGUGGCCGCCUCUGGCUGCCGGCAGCUCCCUCAGCGCCGGGGCCGGGGCUCAGCUGCGCCCAGGGCUUUGCAGGACGUGAUCCGGGGAAGGGCAGCUGUACGCUGGGCAAACUACUUCUGUAGUGGUAGCACAGUUCCCGCCCCCCCCUUACCCUUUCUCUGGUUUCUAUUUGAUUUCUUACCCAAAAAACCUGCCCCCACCCUCUGACGUGCUGUAAAUUUCAGACAAUGCAUUAUUAAAAAUAAACUUUUUUGGAACUGA